Molecule: messenger RNA, 2580 nt
Organism: Calypte anna (Anna's hummingbird)
Lineage: Eukaryota; Metazoa; Chordata; Aves; Apodiformes; Trochilidae
Gene: AGT
Product: angiotensinogen
Exons: 5
Coding region: 192-1577 (461 amino acids)
Biological process (GO): regulation of systemic arterial blood pressure by renin-angiotensin
Molecular function (GO): serine-type endopeptidase inhibitor activity
Source: RefSeq, a predicted model, not a curated record
CCUGCCCCCCCCCCAAGCUGUGAUGUAAAGCAGCUUUACGCAAUGCCACUGCAGACAGUGUAGAAAGGGCAGGAGUCCACCAGCACUCAUACCACUCCAGGGGGAAGAGGUGUCCUGAGGAGCAGGGGACAGUCCUGGAGGGACACACAGCAGGACAGAGGCGAGAGACACAAGGAAAGGAUCUUUCCAACAUGAAGCUGGCAGCAAAUCUUCUCUGUUUGUUGGUGUGCAUCACCCCAGGGAUCUGUGACAGGGUCUAUGUCCACCCUUUCAAUUUAUUUGCUUUCAACAAGAGCACCUGUGAGGAGCUGGAAAACCUGGCCCAGGGAGGAAGGAAAACUUUUGUCCCUGUUUCCAUCGAGUCUCAGCCCACUCCUGGCUAUGAAGAGGAGCUCAAGAAGGAGAAGGUGGAAACCCCCAUCCUGAGUGGUCGUGGGAGGCAGAAACUGAGUUACCUGAAGGAUUUUGUGUAUGUCCUGGGCCUGAGGUUUUACAGCAAACUCCGGGAAGCCCGGCGGGGCCAAAAUGUGCUCCUGUCCCCAACCACUCUGUAUGGCUCCUUGGUGUCUUUCUACCUGGGGGCCUCAAACCAGACAGCAGCAGAUCUGCAGGGUUUGCUGGGCUUCGUUCCUCCUUCUGGAGACCCUGAUUGCAGCUCCAAGGUGGAUGGGCACAAAGUCCUUGCCAGCCUGAGGACAAUCGAAAGCCUCCUGAGGAGCAGGGAUGAGGAGCUGCUCUUUUCCAAGAUGCUUUUCCUAUUCUCUGCUCCUGGGCUGCCCCUACACCAGCUCUUCCUGCAGGAUUUGCUCCCUUCCACUGAUGUCCUCUAUGCCCGAGCCGUUGAUUUUACAAACCCAGGGGAAGCCUCCAAGCAAAUCAACUCCUUUGUGGAGGCCAAAAGUGAGGGACAGAGCAAGAGUCUGGUGACAGACACAGAGCCUUCUGCAAACCUGCUCUUUGCUGUGGAUGUCCAGCUGGCAGUGAAGGUCAAGCAAGCCUCCCAGCUGAAGGAGCCUCAGGAGUUCUGGGUGGACUCAGACACAAAGGUUUUGGUGCCCAUGCUGUCAGUCAGGGGGACAUUCAAGCACAGAAGUGAUGCCAGUGGGACAUUCUCUGUGGUGGAGCUGCCCCUCAGCAGCUCGGUGCUGCUGAUCCUGCUGCAGCCCAAGGAGGGCAGGGACCUAGAGCAAGUGGAGUCUCAGCUGCCCUUGCAGUCCUCAGCUUGGCUUCAGCAGCUGUCCCCAAGAGAAAUUAAAUUAACACUGCCAGAGCUGACAGUAGAAGGCAACUCUGAUCUCCAGGAGCUUCUUGCAGACAUGGAACUGCCUGCACUGCUGGGGAAGGAGGCAGAUCUCAGCAAAAUAAGUGACUCCAGUCUAACAGUUGGAAAGGUAAUAAAUAAAGCCCUUUUCAAACUGAGCAGUGAUGGGACAGAGCAGCCUGAAGAUCCCACAGCACAGAAGGAAGAUUUGGAAAUCACCCUGAACAAACCAUUCCUUUUAGCUGUGUUGGAAGAGAAAUCCAGGGCAAUGCUUUUCCUUGGCAGAGUCACAAACCCCCUGCUGCAGGGGGCUUAAAUGCAGACAGAGGGGGUGAGGAGGGAGGGGAAUGAUCUGCAUUUCCCAGCACCUUAUUCAUCAGCCAGUUUUAGGAUCUUGUUGUGCUGAGGAAGGUGGUGUUUGAAACACAGCUUUGGGAAAGCUCAGACAUCACAACCAUUUCAUCCUUGCUCAUCUGUUCCACAUCAGGUGACUCAAACUCUUCCUCCAGCUCCUUAUUCCUUAUUCUUUCCUUAUUCCCACCUUAUUUCCUUAUUCCCUAUUUCCUUAUUUGUUACCUUCUGCCCCCAGCUCCUUUUUCCAGGCAGUUGGGAUAGUAGCCAGCAGGGCAUUGACUUAAACCCCCUAUUUUUAGAGGCACAAGAAGCCUUUACUACAGAAAAGUAAAGGAAUGAAGAGAUCCUUUUUCUAAAAAGGUCACUUUUUAAUUUUUAGUUUGGUCAUUUUUGCAGCAAACCCCCUUUAACAUUACAGUGAAAGCUUCACUGACACCCACAGAGCUUUCUAGCUUCAACGUUUUCCUUUCUGAUGCUGUCAACAGCAGGAGCAGCCUUUGCUUGGCCCACUGAGACAGGAUUUUUUUUUGGCUUUGGAAGCAAAAACCCAUUUAGAAGUUUCUUCUUGCUGCACCCCAGAUGGAUAUGUUCAUUUCUUAACUCUGUGGAAAAGCUAAAAAUAGGAUUUGGUGUCACUAAUGAGCUGUGAUGGAUAAAUUCUUACAGCCUGCCAGAAUUCUGAGUUGUUUUCUGUUGGUUGUUUUUUUUUUUUUAGGGAAAACAAAAGCCUGCUAUUCCAAUACAAUUCCAUUCUUUGGAUUACUGUCUAACCUGAGGCAUUUAUUACAGCCUCCUAGUGAAAAAGAGCAUUAGUGGUUAGAACCCAGACCCUUAAACCUUUUAAUAUAUCCAAGCCAUAUGUUCUUAAAAAAAAAAAACCAGUACUAAUGGCAAUAUUCUAGACUAAUAAAAGCAGUGGAUGUGCUGCUACACCUGAAUAAAAAGGCUUAAGUGGUCCAAUCCAA